This is a messenger RNA of Ooceraea biroi (clonal raider ant), 2703 nucleotides long. Its product is annotated as coiled-coil domain-containing protein 174. The record is from RefSeq and is a predicted model, not a curated record. Lineage: Eukaryota; Metazoa; Arthropoda; Insecta; Hymenoptera; Formicidae. Gene Ontology annotation, cellular component: nucleus.
CACCUAGCAAGGGUUCAAUUCAUCAGUCCCACAAAAACUCAGUUUUUAUCUGAGUAACUGGUCCGAUCAGUAUGAUCCUCUGCCUUGUUUCUACGAGCAUCAACUCACCUAUUAUCACAACGUCUGCACUGCUAGGAAGAAUAAGAGACGAAUGUUAUAUUAUCAAUGUAACCUAAUUGCACUUAUUAAAUGCAAGAAGUGAACGAAAAGAAACAUCAAGCAGAUGAGCUGAAAUAAGCCGCAUAUGACAUUUCUUGUUUCGCGCGAAGCCAAUGCCUGCAACUAGAACUUUAUGGGUGAACACGCGAUUGGUCAAUCAACUUUUAAUUUCUAGAGAUAUAUUCUCAGUUCGCAGAACAUGCGAUAAUCUGAAAGAUGAUUGGUUACCGCACUUCCUUUUAUCACUAGUCGGACGAUAUGGCCACACAGAUACCUCUGGGAAGUUAGCCGGAAGAAAAUUGUGUGGGAAGUUAGCUGGACGAAAAUUAGUUUUUUACCAUUUGCGGCUCAAUUGAUGCGCAAUCGUUUGUUGGUCACAGACAAACUAAUUAAAACGUUUGUUGGUUUAUCUGUCUUGAAAAAAAAAUAAAAAAUUGUAUGCACUCCGUGAAACGGAUCAGAUGCGCAGCCGAUGGUCUAUAAUAACAAACAUAAAAUUGUUUUACAAACUAUUAUGCACAAAGGCGCUUUAAGUGAAAAUGAUGGAAAGGAAUUAAUAAUGAAGUUAUUUGGUAUGUAAAUUUUUAAUGAAAUAAAUAAUACAAAAAGUAACAUUAUAUAUGUUUGUGGCUGUCCAUAAGAAUUUGUGUAUAUUUUAUCAUUACACAGGAAGGUAUAAAGGACAUUAGUCAAAUAUAUGUGUGAAUAUUUCUGACCAAUUUGACAUUGACAAUAGUGCAAUAAUGAACAUGACAAAGAAAAUCAAUGUCAACUUUUCAUCUCUGGUUGGUUUAAAGGCAGAGUUGUUAAGAAAGCAGGCAGAGGUGAAUGAGGUGAAGCUAAAAAAUGCAUCUAUCAGUGGACUACUACAGAUGAAUAAAAAGAGGAAAAAUAAAAACGUUGUGAAGGAUAUGGAGAAGAAUACAAAAGAAUUGCUGGACUUGGACGAUGUCGUUGCCCAUAAAAAGUCAAAAUUAAUGUUGGAAGCCAAAGCAAAAUUGUACAAGAAGUUGAAGGAGUCAAGAAACAACGAUAAUAAUUUCCUUGUUGAUUUUAAAAACAAAUCGGAUGAAUCUGACGAUGAAUUUGUAGACGAGGCGAUUAAUGAAAAACAUCCUAUAGAAUCGGAAGAAAAUUGGGUAGAAUAUCAGGAUUGUUUUGGUUGUACUAGGAAGUGUUUGCGGGAGGAUCUACCACAUAUGCAAAAGAAAAAUGAAUUAAUAAAGCAGGAAAUAAUGAAGGGAAAUAUUGGAAGAGACAGAGAAGAGGAGAAUGAAGCACAAGUUUCUGUUCCAGAAAAGGAACCCGAGAUAGAAAUUAUGAGGCGAAAAUGGGAGGAGCAGACGCGGAAACUUGCAGAUAAGGUCGAUAUACAUUAUCAAGAUAUACUGUUUGAUGAGGCACGUAUGCAUGGUGUCAGUUACUAUGCAUUUUCACAAGAUGAGGACGAGAGAGCAAAACAACAGGAGAAUUUAGCAAAUUUAAGAAAGGAAACAGAGAGGAAGCAAAUGGAAAUGAAGGAGAUUAAAGACUUGAAGGAGAGAAUGGAAUCGAAUAGAUUAAAGAUGGCAAGAAUUCGACAACGAAUCAGAGCUGGCUUGCCAGCGGAACCUACAGAGGAAGAACUAGCUCAAAAAAGUAAAAUUGAUUUCACUGAUAACAGUUAUGCUGAGAAAAGUGAUGAGAUAGCUGAUAAUUAUACAGAAAAGUCUGAUGAGAAAACUGCUGGUAGUAUUGAAAAAAUUGACGCUUGUAAGGAAGAAAAUAAUGAGGAUGAAGAUAAGAUAACAAUCUUUGGAGAACUCUUAUGUAAGAAGAAUUGGCACGUAAUGUCACAAGAAGAAUGGGUGCACAAAUGCAGAGCACAAAGAAUUGGCGAAUUUGGACCGAUAUAUGAUAACUUUAUGAGUGCUGGAUUUUAUAAUGAGUCUGCAAGUGCUGACAGAGAGUUAGUUCAUGAAGAUAAUAGAAGUAAUCCGGAAAAUUGUAACUCUAAAAAAUCCAUGAAAGAAUUUACUACCGAAUUGAAGAAUUGUGAAAAUUAUAAUAAUUCUGCUAAUAAUGGGAUCACUUCUAAUGCGGUAUAUAUUGACAGUCAUAAUCAAAAUGAUAACAGUUUAGCAGAAUGUGAUACAGUGACGAAUAAAAAUAACACGGGACGAGAAUUGCCUAGGAAUUUAAUAGAAUCCGUUACGUUAAAUUCUGCGACAAAUGUAUCGAAUUCACAGCCAUCUCAGGUACAACCAUCUGCUUCUUGUUUGUUAUCUCACUCGUCUAAUUAUUUGCAAGAUGUCGAUAACAAUCUUGGGAUAUAUACUUGUGAAGAGCAUAAAGAAAAGAAUGACACUACAUCAGUGUCUAGUGAUCUUCACGUCAUUAAACCAGAAGCUUUGCUACAGAAUAUAAAUGAGGAUAGCAUAAUGGCUGGCCUUAAAUAUUUAAGAGAAAAGUUUGAAGAAACUCAUAGUAAAUAGAUAUAAUAGAAAAGUUGUAUUACAAUAUUAAUGAAUACAGUUUUAUGUAAAAAUAAAUACAUAACUAUUA